AUGGCAAUGUCUCUCAUCCAAGCGUGCCGCAGUCUGGCUCUCUCAACAUGGCUGCUUUCCUUUUGUUUCGUGCAUUUGCUGUGCCUGGACUUUACCGUAGCUGAGAAGGAGGAAUGGUACACAGCGUUCGUGAACAUCACCUACAUCGAGCCGGGGUCGCCGGCGGCGGCGGCGGCGGCUGGGGCGCUGGGCGCCUCCGGGGAGCUGCGCAGCGAGAAGAGCGAGUGUGGCCGCUACGGCGAGCACUCGCCCAAGCUGGAUGCCCACGGGAGGGUGGCCAUGGCCAGUUCCGUCCAGGAGCGCCUGGCCUGCGACCCCAACACCAAGUUCGCCGUCCCGGCCCACGUCAAGCACUGGAUAGCCCUCAUCCCCAAGGGUAACUGCUCUGACAAGGACAAAAUCCGGCAUGCUUUCAUGCAGAACGCCUCCGCGGUGGUCAUUUACAAUGUGGGGACCAACACCAACGAGACCACCACGAUGUCCCAUCCAGAUUUUGUUGCUGUUACUUUUUUACAUGAUUGCAGUGUGCAAGACAUUGUUGCAAUAAUGAUUCCGGAGUCGAAAGGAAAAGAGAUAGUGACACUUCUGGAUAAAAACAUUACUGUGAUGAUGUACAUUACAAUUGGGACCCGCAACUUGCAGAAAUACGUCAGCCGCACGUCAGUUGUGUUUGUGUCCAUCUCCUUCAUUGUGUUGAUGAUCAUAUCACUCGCUUGGCUGGUCUUUUAUUAUAUUCAGAGGUUCAGAUAUGCAAAUGCCAGGGACAGGAACCAGCGUCGUCUGGGAGAUGCUGCAAAGAAAGCCAUCAGCAAGCUUCAGGUCAGGACCAUCAAGAAGGGUGACAAGGAAACCGAGCCCGACUUCGAUAACUGUGCGGUUUGUAUCGAAGGCUACAAACCGAAUGAUGUUGUGCGGAUCUUGCCCUGCCGGCACCUUUUCCACAAAUCAUGUGUGGACCCAUGGCUGCUAGACCAUCGGACCUGCCCCAUGUGCAAGAUGAACAUCCUUAAGGCCCUAGGCAUUCCGCCCAAUGCAGACUGCAUAGAUGACAUCCCACCGGACUUUGAAGGUUCCAUAGGAGGGCCACCAACCAAUCAGAUUACAGGUGCAAGCGACACAACUGUAAAUGAAAGUUCUGUUACUUUGGAUCCUGCUGUCCGAACUGUGGGAGAAUUACAAGUAGUCCAAGAUGCAGAUGCUACUCCCCAGGAGGGGGAGGUUAACUUUACAACCAACAGUGAACAAGAGCCAGCGGUCAGCAGCGAUUCAGAUAUCUCGUUGAUCAUGGCGAUGGAAGUUGGACUCUCUGAUGUGGAGCUUUCCACUGACCAAGACUGUGAAGAGGUGAAAUCCUGAAACAUUGAACAAAGACGAAGGGGACAG
Messenger RNA from Trichosurus vulpecula (common brushtail), 1383 nucleotides. It is a transcript of the gene RNF150, whose product is annotated as ring finger protein 150. The transcript is spliced from 8 exons. Bases 1 to 1356 code for a protein of 451 amino acids. The record is from RefSeq and is a predicted model, not a curated record. NCBI's taxonomy places the organism in Eukaryota, Metazoa, Chordata, Mammalia, Diprotodontia, Phalangeridae.